Messenger RNA from Liolophura sinensis, 1646 nucleotides. Its product is annotated as speriolin-like protein. NCBI's taxonomy places the organism in Eukaryota, Metazoa, Mollusca, Polyplacophora, Chitonida, Chitonidae. The transcript is spliced from 4 exons. The coding region runs from base 590 to 1387 and encodes 265 amino acids. Gene Ontology annotation, cellular component: centrosome. The record is from RefSeq and is a predicted model, not a curated record.
AAAGCAAUAGCCUAGCCAUUUCGAUCGCAGCAAACCGCCAAACACUGGGGACAGGAUGGACGACAGGGUCGGUUUAUCCCAAUGGGGAGGAGAGCCUCGACCCCCCGAUGGUGGCACAGAAUCUGAGGACUGCCGCCAACACCGUCCAUUACCUCAGCACAGAGAAUGAUCGGCUUGAGUCGGAGAACUCCGCGUUGCGGCAGCGCAUCGAGCUGAUGAAGAAGAAUAGCGAUCUAAAGACGGCAGCGGUUCUGUCUUCGAUUAUCAGCUGGACGGAUGAGAAGAAAAAAGGCAAAGAAACUUCCGGUGUGUCAGGUCGAACUGGCUCUCCAUUUCGUCCAUCCACUCCAGUAUUCAACGAGUCCGCCUUCAGUUCCUACAGUCCCAAUCUGACAACGGUCUGGACGGCACCGAGGAAACUCCCCGCUACAAUCUACCCUCGGUCCGCUUCGACACCACUCGAAACACUCAAGAUGCGGAACCAGGAACGUCAGCGUUCAGGGACUAUCCCACACAGCCAACCGCCAGGUCCACGCCCCCCAACCAGACCUUCCCUAAGAGCAGCUUCGGUGGGAGCCGCUCUACUAACAUGAUGCCAAGCGAUCCUGAUAUCACAGCAGCGCGCUGUGACUGCAAUGACCAGAGCCUACGGGAGAGCAUGCUUGGGGCGCCACCCAUGGCCUCUACACCUAAAGCCGGUCCAUCGCGGGGCACGUAUAACAGCGAGCCCGGGGCCUACCGGCCAGAUGAUUCCGUUCGGGGCAUGCCGAUGCCGGAUCCAGAAGAGGUCAAACGAUUCUCAGCCAAACUCGCCCGCUUCAGCCGUCCCAUUGAUCAGGUAAUUGGCGUGCGCUCUGAACCGAUCCGAUACUACCAAACCAUAAUGGAACUGAAACCAACGCGCCGCCUUGUGGGAGAAAUCGCCUUCCAGUUGGAUCGCCGCAUUCUGGAUUACGUGUUUUCCGGCGAUGACAGCACUUCCGCCAACAGCAAGGCCAGAAAGAAGCGUUAUUAUGGUUACACCGUCACGCACAUCUUUGACAAGAUUCGAGCCGAGUGCAAAGACUCCUACGGCAUUCCCAACCUGAAGAGAGAAAUGGCCAUGCGUUACAGACUGGAGUUUCUCAUGAAGCGCUUGGCACCGCUCGGAUACAAGCUGGAGCUCCACGCCCCAUUCUCUCAGGAUAUGGUCAACAAGUUUGGCCUUCUUAGUUCUCCACCAGAGAGGAAAACUCUCGAUAACUUCGGACUGGAAGAUCCCCGGGUACUGAGGAUGCUCGUGUCCAAGCUGAUGAUCUUUGAUGACGAGCUAAAGAACACACUUAUUCUGCUCGACUGUUUGUGCUUAAUGGCUCACGAAGAUGGAGGCCCACUCUUUAAGUGGUAGACAGACCACGGGCAGCCAGAACAUACUUAUGCAAUCUAUUAGAUAAUUGUUUAUACCUGAACAUACUAACUGAACUCAAACGGCAGCAAGAAAUGUAACAUUAUGUAACAAUGCAUUUUCUAGGAUGUUUAUUUUUUUUUUACAAUUUGUAGAAUGUUUUACGUCCGUUUAAAUCUAAAGGGUAACAUCUCUACAAACAUUUACUAUAUCUGUACUUUUUGAAUAUUUUUUCUGCCAGAAUCUGUUGAUUCAAAAGAAU